This is a messenger RNA of Pochonia chlamydosporia 170, 2838 nucleotides long. Its product is annotated as RfeC protein. Gene Ontology annotation, cellular component: chromatin. Lineage: Eukaryota; Fungi; Ascomycota; Sordariomycetes; Hypocreales; Clavicipitaceae. The record is from RefSeq and is a predicted model, not a curated record. The coding region runs from base 1 to 2838 and encodes 945 amino acids. Gene Ontology annotation, biological process: DNA-templated transcription; regulation of transcription by RNA polymerase II. The transcript is spliced from 2 exons. Gene Ontology annotation, molecular function: DNA-binding transcription factor activity, RNA polymerase II-specific; RNA polymerase II cis-regulatory region sequence-specific DNA binding; zinc ion binding.
AUGGACGGUUCUCCCUAUCCGACUAAUGGUAUAAACGGGACCUCUGCGGCACAGACAUAUCCUUCUCCCACCGCGAUCUCUCCGAACCAACUCCAAACAGGAUCACCACUUCCUCAGACUUUGCCGCCUUUGCAGCCUCCAACCGCAGCUAUGCAGCCUCUCUACGGCAGUCACCCGCAUACCCCGCGGACUCCUGGUACUCCCAACACGCCAAAUUCGGCUUCGAAUGUGCCUCCCUACCAGACAUCGCAGCCGGCUCCUCGACCUGGUGUUUACUCCAUGGCGCAAAACCCAUAUCCUCCUAACCAGGGAUAUGCCACCUCUGCGCCCAUGAUGCCUCAGACUACCGCGGCCAUCUCUCACCCGCAGCCCAUUGCUCCCGCUCCUGUUGGUGGACGUGGACCGCCAGUCCUCCGCCCCAUGCCUCCCGGUGGCAUCAUGGCCCAGCCUGGUGUUUCUUCUCCCUACGGACCCGGAUCUCUGAUGCAGGCCAACCCGGUUAUGCAGGAUGGAGAGCAGCCUACUCACGUUGUCGGGUCUCAGGGACGCCGCGGAAUCUUGCCCAGCGCUCCAGGCCGCCCUGCGGCUCCUACUGCUGGAAAUGGCACAAAGAGCACUGUCAUUCCUGUCAAGGAUGCGGACGGCAAGUUCCCUUGCCCUCACUGCACCAAGACUUACCUCCAUGCAAAGCAUUUGAAGCGCCACCUCCUUCGCCACACUGGCGACCGCCCUUACAUGUGUGUGCUUUGCCGUGAUACGUUUUCUCGAAGUGACAUUUUGAAGCGCCACUUCCAAAAGUGCUCCAUUCGCCGUGGAAACCCCACCGGAGCGAGCCACUUGUCCCACCCUCAGGCUCACGUUAAGAAGAACGCUCAGGCUCAGAAGGCUGCUGGCCUUGGCAACGAGGGAGACAUGAACCACCUCAACGGUUUGAACAACAUGCCCGGCGACGGCAUGGUUCAUCCCUUCGGCAUGGUUCCCGUCUCUGAUGGCAUGAACAACAUGGCCGGUCAGGACCACCUGUCUCGUUCCAGCAGCGCCAACCAGGACCGGAAUAACAUGGCCCCCAGCAUGGGAGCUCCCCAGCCCUACGGUGCUAAUGUUUCUAACUCCAUGAACAACCAGCAGAUGCCUAGCUACAGCAUGCCCCCGGGUCAGAACGGAAUGCCCAUGUAUGGUGGAUCUAACGGGAACCAACAAUCUGGCCUCGAUUGGUCUCAGAUGUUCCAGGCUGGUGCGCAUCAACCCCUCAACAACAAUAUAAUUCCUCCUCCUAAUCGUGGACAGACGCAGAUCGCAACCAAAACCGGGCCUAAUCACGAUUCGGGGGCGACGGAUUGCAGCUCCAGCGAUUCCGUCCGCUACUCUAUGUGGGGCAUCCCGACGAAUAUCCAAAAUCCUUAUCCUCAACUCUCUAACCAAAUACUCAAUUUCCUUUACCCUCCGAAUGAGGCGAUUGACCCGACCUUGACGGGCAUGAACCUUUACUUCUCCCCCGAUAAUACUAAAGAUUUCAUCGAUCAGUACCCAAACUUCCACGAUCAUGUUCCUAUUCUUCACCCGAGCACUUUUCGAGUUAUGGAGGCACAUCCUGGACUAGCCGCGUGCAUGUGUUGCAUUGGCGCAUGUUACUCAAAACGGGUUGUGCUCUCUGAUGUGCGGGAAAUGAUGGACGCGUUAUGGACGGCGAUGGAGCGUGAUUGCCGAAUUUUCUCUGAAGAGAGCUUGCAUGAUGCUGAUGUUGCAGAAGUCACGGAAUCGACUUUGGAAGAGCUACAGGCAGUGCUGCUGACUUGUACACUUCAUAUUGCCAACGGGACGUCGCAACAGAGGCAUCGAGCUUUAAGAAUAUCACCAAUGAUCGCUGCGCAAGCUCGUCGUUUAGGUUUGCUCGGCGUAUCCGGCGACCCAUCAGUCUACUCAGCACUUCAUCACCCAAGGCCUGGCGGUCAUCAUGACCUGAAGCCUGAUGAAUUUGACUGGCUAGCCUGGACCGGGCAAGAGCUGCGAAUUCGUCUGAUGCAUGCUCUUCUUAUGCAAGAUACCGUUCUUGAGCUGUUCUUCAACAUUCCCGCCCAGUUUGAUCCUUCUGAAGUGCAUCUCCCUCUCCCUUGUGACGACGCGGCUUGGAACGCGGCCAACACCAACGAUUGUGCCUCAGCACUUGGACUGAGUGGGGAUGACUUGGCCAUGUCAGUCAAUCCACGCGGUACUCGUCGUCCUGCGCAAGCAGAGUUGCACUUGGCCCGUCAAGUGCUACUCUAUGAUGGCUGGCAAAUCAGACAGGGAACUACGAAUCAUCUCGGCAAAACGCUUCUAGGAAUAACAAUGAUUGCUAUAAUUCGACUUGUGCAAAGGGUUGGCAGCUUGAGCUACCUUCACGCUGAGGGCGGACUUCCUUCUAUGGAUUGGAUCGUGCCUCAGGGCAGUGCGAACCAACCCGACAGCUUGUCUCAAUUUGAUGAAUCACACCAUGGAAUGGACCCGCGCACAUUUGCCAAUAUUCUCUCGGCGCUUGACAAAUUACAAAAAAGCUGGCAUGACGACAUGCCAAUUCAGGGACCAAAUCAUGGAGGUGUGCUCUUGCCGUCAGUGGCUCGUCAUAUUUUGUUGAACCCUGCGUUUGCGACGGUAGAGUCGGAAGAUCAAGAUGAAUAUGUGGUUACAUGCAAAGCUUUGCGACAGUAUUGCGCAUCUCUCAAAAAGGAAUCUGAAGUGGAGAAGUUGGGUGGAGCACAGGACGCCAACGCUCAGUUUGGCGAAAGGGAAGAUAUAUUGGAUUUGGCACGGAUAUUUGGUUCAAUACCCCAUGAGUCGGACGAUACUGGACUUGCUUGA